This is a messenger RNA of Lemur catta (Ring-tailed lemur), 3804 nucleotides long. It is a transcript of the gene PLK4, whose product is annotated as polo like kinase 4. Lineage: Eukaryota; Metazoa; Chordata; Mammalia; Primates; Lemuridae. The record is from RefSeq and is a predicted model, not a curated record. Gene Ontology annotation, molecular function: protein binding; ATP binding; protein kinase activity. The coding region runs from base 254 to 3145 and encodes 963 amino acids. The transcript is spliced from 16 exons. Gene Ontology annotation, biological process: protein phosphorylation.
CUCGUUACGACACGGCCGGCCUAGCCAGGACGGCAACCGGCGGGAGUUUUUCAAAAUGGGAGUACAGAGGCACCGCCCAGGCCUCCGAUGGUGUCAGGGAGAACUUUCGGUGGCUUUACCGUCGUCGCCGGGAGCGGCGGCCUAGAGAGCCAAGCCUGAUGGGCGCCAAGACCGGCUGGCUGCUUGGAGCGCUGCCUCGAAGGGACUGCGUGAAGGGAGCUAAUCGGGGGAACACAGGCCGCGGCCUGGAAAUAUGGCGACCUCCAUCGGGGAGAAGAUCGAGGAUUUUAAAGUUGGAAGUCUGCUCGGUAAAGGAUCAUUUGCUGGUGUCUACAGAGCUGAGUCCAUCCACACUGGUUUGGAAGUUGCAAUCAAAAUGAUAGAUAAGAAAGCCAUGUACAAAGCAGGAAUGGUACAGAGAGUCCAAAAUGAGGUGAAAAUACAUUGCCAAUUGAAACAUCCUUCCAUCUUGGAGCUGUAUAACUAUUUUGAAGAUAACAAUUAUGUGUAUCUGGUAUUAGAAAUGUGCCAUAAUGGAGAAAUGAACAGGUAUCUGAAGAACAGGAUGAAACCUUUCUCAGAAAAUGAAGCUCGACACUUCAUGCACCAGAUCAUCACAGGAAUGUUGUAUCUUCAUUCUCAUGGUAUAUUACACCGGGACCUCACACUUUCUAACCUCUUACUUACUCGUAAUAUGAACAUCAAAAUUGCUGAUUUUGGGCUGGCAACUCAAUUGAAAAUGCCACAUGAAAAGCACUAUACAUUAUGUGGAACUCCUAAUUAUAUUUCACCAGAAAUUGCAACUCGAAGUGCACAUGGACUUGAAUCUGAUGUUUGGUCCUUGGGCUGUAUGUUUUAUACAUUACUUAUCGGGAGACCACCUUUUGACACUGACACAGUCAAGAAGACUUUAAAUAAAGUAGUUUUGGCAGAUUAUGAAAUGCCAACUUUUUUGUCAAGAGAAGCCAAGGACCUUAUUCACCAGUUACUUCGUAGAAAUCCAGCAGAUCGUUUAAGUCUGUCUUCAGUAUUAGACCAUCCUUUUAUGUCCCGAAAUUCUUCAACAAAAAGUAAAGAUUUAGGAACUGUAGAAGACUCAAUUGAUAGUGGGCAUGCCACAAUUUCUACUGCAAUGACAGCUUCUUCCAGUACCAGUAUAAGUGGUAGUUUAUUUGACAGAAGACGACUUUUGCUUGGUCAGCCACUCCCAAAUAAAAUAACUGUAUUUCCAAAGAAUACAAAUUCAAGUGAUUUUUCUUCUUCAGGCGAUGGAAGCAGUUUUUAUAAUCAGUGGGGAAAUCAAGAACAAGAAACCAGUAAUAGUGGAAGGGGCAGAGUAAUCCAAGAUGCAGAAGAAAGGCCACAUUCUCGAUACCUUCGUAGAGCCCAUUCCUCUGAUAGGUCUAGGACUCCUAAUAGUCAAGCUCGAGCAAAAACCUAUACAAUGGAACGAUGUCACUCAGCAGAAGUGCUUUCAAAGUCCAAAAGAUUGGGAGUAGAUGAAAAUGAAGAGAGAUGCUCAUCCACAAACAGCAAUGUCAAUGUUUUUCACUUCUUUAAAGAAAAGACAUCUAACAGUUCUGGAUCUUUUGAAAGACCUGGUAACAAUCAAGCACUCUCCAAUCAUCUUUGUCCAGGAAAAACUCCUUUUCCAUUUUCAGACCAGACACCUCAAACUGAAAUGGUCCAACAGUGGUUUGGGAAUCUACAAAUAAAUGCUCAUUUAAGAGAAAUUACUGAAUGCAACAGCAUUAGCUCAAACCGAGAUUUCCAAGGCCGUCCAGAUUUGCAGGACACAUCAAGAAAUGCCUGGACUGAUAUAAAAGCCAAAAAGAACUCUAAUGCUUCUGAUAAUGCACAUUCUGCAAAACAGCCGAAUACCAUGAAAUAUAUGACUACACUUCAUAGUAAACCUGAGAUAAUUCAAGAAUCUGUUUUUGGCUUAGAUCCUCUUUCUGAGCAAAGGAAGACUAUGGGUGUGGAACCAUCUUUGGGUUAUCAGAAACGUACAUUACGAAGCAUUACAUCUCCUUUGAUUGCUCACAGGUUAAAACCAAUCAGACAGAAAACCAAAAAGGCUGUGGUGAGCAUACUUGAUUCGGAGGAGGUAUGUGUGGAGCUUCUGAAGGAGUAUACAUCUCAAGAAUAUGUGAAAGAAGUUCUUCAGAUAUCUAGUGAUGGAAAUAUGAUCACUAUUUAUUAUCCAAAUGAUGGAAGAGGUUUUCCUCUUGCUGAUAGACCACCCUCACCUACUGACAACAUCAGUAGGUACAGUUUUGACAAUUUACCAGAAAAGUACUGGCGAAAAUAUCAAUAUGCUUCCAGAUUUGUACAGCUUGUAAGAUCUAAGUCUCCCAAAAUCACUUAUUUUACAAGAUAUGCUAAAUGUGUUUUGAUGGAGAAUUCUCCUAAUGCUGAUUUCGAGGUUUGGUUUUAUGAUGGAGCAAAAAUACACAAAACAGAAGAUUUAAUUCAGGUAAUUGAAAAGACUGGGAAAUCUUAUACUUUAAAAGGUGAAAGUGAAGUUAACAGCUUGAAAGAGGACAUAAAAAUGUAUAUGGACCAUGCUAAUGAGGGUCAUCAUGUUUGUUUAGCACUGGAAUCCAUAAUUUCAGAAGAGGAAAGGAAAAGCAGGAGUGCUUCCUUUUUCCCAAUAAUUAUAGGAAGAAAACCUGGUUGUAUUAGUUCACCUAAGGCCUUAUCACCUCCUCCUCCUGUGGAUCCAAACUACUCAAUGAGAGAUAGACCAGCUUUGAGUAGAAUAGUCGUGAAUAGUGCUGCCUCUACAACACAGAUGGUUACAAAUGAAAGACUUGGUCUUGCAACUGCAACUUCUGGAACAAACAUCUCUCCUGGUAGUCUAAAAGAUUGUCUUCCUAAAUCAGCACAACUUUUAAAAUCUGUUUUUGUGAAAAAUGUUGGUUGGGCUACACAGUUAACUUGUGGAGCUGUGUGGGUUCAGUUUAAUGAUGGGUCACAGCUGGUUGUGCAGGCAGGAGUGUCUUCUAUCAGUUAUACAUCACCAGAUGGUCAAACAACCAGGUACGGAGAAGAUGAAAAAUUACCAGAAUACAUCAAACAGAAAUUACAGUGUCUUUCUUCCAUCCUUUUGAUGUUUUCUAAUCCAACUCCUAGUUUUCAAUGAUUAAAACUCCUUUCAGAUAUAUAAAUUUAAUAAAUAACUUUUUUGUUGGCUUUCAAGUAAAGUGACUUUUUAUUUAAUAUAACUUCUUCAGAAAGCCUUUCUAUGAAAGAGAAUUUUAAUCCGUACCUUAAAGGAUGUAUUUUGAGAGAACAAAGCAGAAUGAAACUUGAGUCACUUACCAAAUAUAGUGAUCAUGGAGGAAAAUAGAACACUUAACUUUGCUCUUAGAACAUAUACCCCCAAACCUACUGUCUUCAUAUUAUUUGUAUUGAACAAGCUUUUAAAAGCAAAAAUAGUGUGUGAUAUAUUUGUGCUUUUAUGGUAUUCCCUACUUCUCAGACAUCUUAAGAAUCAUGGACAAAACAUGCUGGCAUUUUGGAAUUUUUGAACAUGUAAAUAAUGUGUAUUUAUGUUCUAAGUAACAUAUGUAAACAUGUAUAUUUGUUUUAUAUUUAUUUUUGUAGCACCAGUGUCUGAUGAAACAUUUCUGCAAAUGCAUUUUAUAAAAAAUAAUAAAUACAGUGAUAAGUUACUUUAUCUUUUGAUUUGUUUAAUUAUAUACAUAUUUUAAAGUAAGUUACUAGGAAAUGCACUUUUAAAUUUUGUUGUCUGUUUAGGUGUCAAUGUAAUUUUAAAAACUAAUUUUGUAAAUGUUAAAA